GCUCCGCUUUUCUAAUCAGUUUAUGGAGUUGUCUAGAUAAAAAUUGUAAAAUGGUGAAAAAAUGCUGUUUCUGCAUUAAAUUGCGCAAAGCCUGCAUCAUCAUAGCCAUCGUGGACCUCAUCAUUAACUUAGUGGUGCUCAACUUGGCGGGUCAGGAGUUCAUCGCACACAUUGAGCAGGCGGUGGCCAUCUGCCAUUGCAUCGGCUGCACAUUCCUGAUGGGCGGAGCUCUAAUCAGAUCAACUGUUCUCCUGAUGUUCUUCCUGAUCACUAGCCUGACCAACUGCAUGAUCCUGCUCGUGUACUGCAUCUACAUGCUGAUUAAGGAGGAGCGGUACCGGGAGAUAAUUGUCCCAGGAUCUGCAAUAUAUAUAUGCUUUGGUAUCUACUUCUGGAUUGUCGUCUACUCGUAUUAUGCCGAAGUCAGAGAUCCCGAAGACGUCCUGGAUGUUUAAAACCUUACGCAGAAAGAAUAUAAUUGCCUUCUGGUCUGGAUUGUUUUAUCCGUUUUUCUAGGUGCUUAUGAUCUCAAUAGUAUUUAAGUUAAUUGUAAAACUCAUUCAUGUUUUUUUGGUAAGCUCAAAUGAAAUUGAGAUUAUCCCUAGCAAAUCGGAUCCCAAAUUACAUGUACAUAUUAUAAAAAAAUCGAUUAUACAGUUACUUUUAGAAUCGUGUAACAUGUAA
Drosophila mauritiana is the source of this 684-nucleotide messenger RNA. RefSeq lists its product as uncharacterized. The record is from RefSeq and is a predicted model, not a curated record. Lineage: Eukaryota; Metazoa; Arthropoda; Insecta; Diptera; Drosophilidae. The coding region runs from base 51 to 455 and encodes 134 amino acids. The transcript is spliced from 4 exons.